CCCCCCAACCGAUCUUCUGUCCUGUGCCUCCAUCUUUGAACCUGAAUACACACUCAUUCCUGAAGACGCACGCAAACAGAGUUGCACACCUCGCCGCCAGCCGCGCUUUGCAGGAUGAUCACCUCGGAGCUUCCUGUCCUACAGGACUCUUCCAACGAGUCUGGGGCGACAGACGCCGUGGCUUUAAGUAUGAGCAUUGGGGAGAUUGAAGAUCCGGAAGUGAAGGGCAAGAAGAAGAGAGGGAGGCCUGGAAAACAAGCCCCGGCGGCGAAUAAGAAGCCGAGGAAGUCGCCGGCGGAAAAGGGCGUGGGCGUCGCGAGAGGCCGCGGGAAAGCCAACGGCGUGGCUCAACACAAUGGAGACGGCGGAGACCCCGUCACGCUGUUCGAGGUGGUCAAACUGGGCAAGAGUGCCAUGCAGUCUGUGGUGGACGAGUGGAUCGAGUCGUACAAACAGGACAGAGACUUGGCGCUGCUGGAUCUCAUCAAUUUUUUCAUCCAGUGCUCGGGAUGCAAAGGCACCGUGAGGAUCGAGAUGUUCAGGAACAUGCAGAACGCAGAGAUCAUCCGCAAGAUGACCGAAGAGUUUGACGAGGACAGCGGCGAUUACCCCCUCACAAUGCCGGGGCCCCUGUGGAAGAAGUUCCGCUACAACUUCUGCGAGUUCAUCAGCGUCUUGAUCCGCCAGUGUCAGUACAGCAUCAUCUACGACGAGUACAUGAUGGACACGGUGAUCUCCCUCCUCACCGGGCUGUCGGACUCCCAAGUGCGAGCCUUCAGACACACCUCCACACUGGCAGCGAUGAAGCUGAUGACGGCGCUGGUGAACGUGGCGCUGAACCUCAGCAUCCACCAGGACAACACGCAGCGGCAGUACGAGGCCGAGAGGAACAAGAUCGCCGGCAAGCGCGCCAACGACAAGCUGGAGCUGCUGCUGCAGAAGAGGAAGGAGCUUCAAGAAAACCAAGAUGAAAUAGAGAAUAUGAUGAACUCCAUCUUCAAGGGAAUCUUUGUGCAUCGCUACAGGGACGCCAUUGCUGAAAUCCGAGCCAUCUGUAUCGAGGAGAUCGGAGUGUGGAUGAAGAUGUACAGCGAUGCUUUUCUGAAUGAUAGUUACCUGAAAUAUGUCGGUUGGACGCUACACGAUCGGCAAGGAGAGGUGCGUCUGAAGUGCCUGAAGGCUCUGCAGAACUUGUACACAAACCGAGAGCUGUUCCCCAAGUUAGAGCUGUUCACGAACCGCUUCAAGGACCGUAUCGUAUCGAUGACGCUGGAUAAGGAGUACGACGUGGCCGUGGAGGCCAUCAGACUGGUCACGCUCAUUCUGCAAGGCAGUGAAGACGCCUUAUCCAAUGAGGACUGUGAGAACGUUUACCACCUGGUCUACUCUGCCCACCGGCCAGUGGCCGUUGCUGCAGGAGAGUUCCUGCACAGAAAAUUGUUCAGUCGUCAUGACCCACAGGCAGAAGAGGCGCUGGCGAAGCGCCGAGGGAGGAGCAGCCCCAACGGAAAUCUCAUCCGCAUGCUGGUCCUCUUCUUUCUGGAGAGUGAGCUCCACGAGCAUGCGGCCUACCUGGUGGACUCGUUGUGGGAAAGCUCUCAGGAGCUGCUGAAGGACUGGGAGUGUAUGACUGAACUUCUGACGGAGGAGCCUGUGCAGGGAGAGGAGGUGUUGUCAGACAGACAGGAGAGUGCUCUGAUAGAGCUGAUGGUGUGCACCAUCCGACAGGCAGCAGAGGCACACCCACCUGUUGGCAGAGGCACCGGAAAAAGGGUGCUGACGGCGAAGGAGAGGAAGACCCAGAUCGACGAUAAGAACAAACUGACGGAGCACUUCAUCAUGACGCUGCCCAUGCUUCUGUCCAAGUACCAGGCGGACUCGGAGAAGGUCGCCAACCUGCUGCAGAUCCCUCAGUUCUUCGACCUGGACGUGUACAGCGCCGGGCGCAUGGAGAAGCACCUGGACGCCCUGCUGAAGCAGAUCCGGCUGGUGGUGGAGAAGCACAUCGAGAUGGACGUGCUGGAGGCCUGCAGCAAGACCUACAGCAUCCUCUGCUCCGAGGAGUACACCAUCAUGAACCGCGUGGACAUCGCCCGCUCGCAGCUCAUCGACGAGAUGACGGAUCGCUUCGCACACUCUGUCGAGGGGCUGCUUCAGGAGGCGGAGGAGGCCGACGAUGACGAUAUCUACAACGUUUUAUCCACGCUCAAAAGACUCACCGCCUUCCACAAUGCGCACGACUUGACGCGGUGGGAUUUAUUUGGGAACUGCUACCGGCUGCUGAAGGCGGGCAUCGAGCAGGGCUCCAUGCCGGAGCAGAUCGCCGUCCAGGCCCUGCAGUGCUCCCACUACUCGGUCCUCUGGCAGCUGGUCAAGAUCACGGAGGGGGCUCCCAGCAAGGAUGACCUGGUGGCUCUCAGGAGAGUGGUGAAGUCUUUCUUGGCUGUCUGCCAGCAGUGCCUGUCUAACGUCAACACACCAGUCAAAGAACAGGCGUUCAUGCUUCUCUGCGACCUGCUGAUGAUCUUCAGUCACCAGCUGGUGACCGGCGGCCGGGACGGCCUCCAGCCGCUGGUCUUCAACCCGGACAUGACUCUGCAGAACGAGCUGCUCAACUUCGUCCUGGACCACGUCUUCGUCGACCAGGACGAUGAGAGUCAGAGCAUGGAGGGAGACGAGGAAGACGAGGCCAACAAGAUCGAGGCGCUCCACAAAAGGAGAAACCUGCUCGCGGCGUUCUGCAAACUCAUCAUCUUCGACAUCGUAGACAUGCACGCCGCCGCCGACAUCUUCAAACACUACAUGAAGUAUUAUAAUGAUUAUGGCGACAUCAUCAAGGAGACUCUGAGUAAAACCAGACAGACGGACAAGAUUCUCUGUGCCAAGACGCUCAUCCUCAGUCUGCAGCAGCUGUUCAACGAGCUGCUGCAGGACCAGGGCCCCAACCUGGACCGCACGUCGUCUCACGUGAGCGGCAUCAAGGAGCUGGCUCGCCGCUUCGCCCUCACCUUCGGCCUGGACCAGAUCAAGACCAGAGAGGCCGUCGCCACGCUGCACAAGGAUGGAAUCGAGUUUGCAUUUAAGUUCCAGAAUCCUCGAGGACCGGAGUUUCCUCCCAUCAACCUGGCCUUCCUGGAGGUCCUGAGUGAAUUCUCUUCAAAACUAAUCCGCCAAGACAAGAAAACUGUCCACUCGUACCUGGAGAAGUUCAUGUCGGAGUCGAUGUCGGAGCGUCGGGAGGACGUGUGGCUGCCGCUGAUCUCCUACAGGAACAGCCUGCUGACGGGAGGAGACGAGGACCACAUGUCGGUCACGUCGGGCUCCAGCAGCAAGGCCGGCUCGGUGCGCAGCAAGAAGGGCCGGCCGCCGGUCCACAAGAAACGCAUCGAGGAAGAGAGCAGUGUCGAGGGCUCGUGGAUGUUGCGCAACGACACACUGCAGACACCGGGAGCUCUGCAGACUCCUCAGCUCACCUCGACGGUUCUCCGAGAGAACAGACCGGCGGAACACAUGCCCGACCCGGACUCGGAACCCGGAUCGGAGAACGACUUCGUACACAAUCCUCAGAUGCAGAUGUCGUGGCUCGGGCAGCAGAAGAUGGAGGAGGUGAACAGGAAGGACCGGACGGGCAUGAACUACAUCAAGGCGCGCAGCAACCAGGGCGUCCGGCAGACGGUGCGUGGGUUGAUGGAGGAUGACGCAGAGCCCAUCUUCGAGGACGUGAUGAUGUCAUCGCGGGGCCAGCUGGAGGACAUGAACGAGGAGUUUGAAGACACGAUGGUGAUCGACCUGCCGCCAUCGAGGAACCGACGGGAACGAGCAGAAUUGAGACCGGACUUCUUUGACUCUGCAGCGAUGAUUGAGGACGAGUCGGGGUUCAGCAUGCCCAUGUUCUGAUCUGGGGGAAAAGGGUAAAGAUCCUGAGAUCAUGAUCCACAUCAGGAGUAAACAGAAGGGGGGUUUUGGGGGUCGUCUGACCCAGAUAUUAACCUGCCAAUCAAACUCUUUAAGAAGAAGGAAAAAAACAUUGUCGGAGUACUUUUCUCUUUCUGUAAGACACGAUGGAAAGAUGUUUCAGUGGACCUACCGAUGGAUUCCCACCCGGGAAGAACAGGCUCCGUUCUUUCAGGCGAGGCCGGAGGAUCCAGAAUAUUCUCCAGAAAUCUAGUCUGGAUUAUUGAAGAGCUUCUUGUUGCUCUAAAUCUUCCUCCUCCUCUUCCUCCAGACAGUCGGUUUGGCUCUUGAGUGCUCGCAGUAUUUACGCUUCCCCCGUGACACAGAUGUACAGUUGUUUGGUUUUCGCUCCCGAUCAGCAGCACAGAGCAGCGUGAAAACACUCUGUACAGCCCCCCCCACCCCCACACCCCCCAAUUUUAAUGUCGCACUUUGAUCCAUCUUGUUAAAUCCAACAUGGAGAGGAUCUCAAUACUAAGUGUUCUAUAUCUUUGCUCUUAUUACCCCCUCCCCUCCAAGUCCUCGUGUGUGUGUGUGUGUGUGUGUGUGUGCGUGCGUGUACACGUUGGUGGUGCUGAUGGUUGAGUGGUCGCACGUGCACCCUGAGGUCAACGGCCACAGGCGGACCUGGCGGGAGUGAUUUAACUGUCUUGUGUGCGAUUGUCAAAGCCACCGACCCCCAAACCGAGGUCAAUCCCUCUCAGAUCUCGAAAACAUUACACACACACACACACACACACACACACUCACACACCCUGACACACACACACCUACCCUUGAAUAGGUUUUGAAGUUAAAACAUUUUUAAAAAAGACAAUAAACAUAUUUUGAAUUCUGUAGCUUUAGUACUAAAGUUUUAAAUCGUGUGUUUUUUUUGUUUUUGUCCGAUGUUUGUACAGCUUUUUCUCGAAUAUGUAUCUCGUUUGUUGCCAAAUUGUGGCCUACAUACUUACAGUAUAUUCCCCCCCCCCCCCCCGGUAUCUCAUAUCUAACGGUGACUGUUGCUGUGGGACACCAGUUUUUAAGCGCUGUAGAUUGUAAAGGUUUCACAGUUCAGUAUUACAGCCGAGUGUCCGGUGGGUUGGUUCACGCCACAGGUCAAAGGUCAUGUUACGUUUUUUACGCCUUCAGUGUUAACUGAUCCAAGAAGUUUAAGGAUUUUUGUUCUCAUUGUUUUUCGAAUCCAGUGCAGUGGUGGAUUUCUAUGUCUGACAGAUUAGUUUGAAUGUUUUCCCUCCACAUCGUCAAUCAAUCAUGUACCCCCGCCCCCUCCUGUAAAUAUCAAGACAAUUGGAUCUUUUCUGCAGUGCAGUUGACAUCAGUUGCCCGAAAAUGCUCUAAAAGCCUGUUUUUUUUUUUUUCU
Messenger RNA from Cyclopterus lumpus (lumpfish), 5317 nucleotides. RefSeq names its product stromal antigen 1a (gene stag1a). The transcript has 31 exons. Lineage: Eukaryota; Metazoa; Chordata; Actinopteri; Perciformes; Cyclopteridae. The coding region runs from base 115 to 3897 and encodes 1260 amino acids. The record is from RefSeq and is a predicted model, not a curated record. Gene Ontology annotation, molecular function: chromatin binding. Gene Ontology annotation, cellular component: cohesin complex; chromatin; nucleus. Gene Ontology annotation, biological process: sister chromatid cohesion.